AUGCAGGUAAAUAUUUCGCCCGGGCUCCCGAGCCCUAUAGUAUCGUCCGUAUCUAUACCCGAGAUUUCCGUUUUACUCUUGAUUGAGGACUCCAGGAUUGAGUUCGGAUUGGGCGAGAUUUAUCACGGGAAUCAACUUGUCUUAUCAAAAACAUGUACCCUGAAGCCAGAUAAAGGACCUUGCAGAGGAGGCAUUGAGAUGUAUUACUUCGAUGUUUCUACAUCAAAUUGUUCCACUUUUGCAUGGGGUGGCUGUCAAGGCAACGGCAAUAGAUUUAAUACUCUUGGCGAAUGUUUAGACAAAUGUUUGAGCAAAAAAGGAUCAAAAAAACCUCGUCCAAAAUUUUGCGCUCUUACAUAUGACUAUGGAUAUUGCUUUGGUGCUCUAGAAAGAUGGUACUAUGACAACAUAUGGAAAAUGUGCAAAAAAACUAUAUAUUCGGGAUGUGGUGGUAAUGAUAACAACUUUCUGUAUAGAGAUCAGUGUGAAUCAGUAUGUCUAUUUGGUAAAGGCUUUAUUAAAAGUAAAAGAACUACAAAAGAACAUCUUAAGAAGGUGUUGAUUAUAAACCCUGAGACUAAAGGAAAAUACCAAGCAAUUUUUGGUGACGAACGUAAGUCAGCUGGUAAUAGUGCACCGGCUAGCAAAACUGGUGCUGAGAGUGUAACCCCUGGUCAACCCGCUGCUGAUGGUCCACAUAAUGGUGUAUCCGAUACUGAUGGCAAAUCCAGUGCUAAUGAUAAACCCAGUUCUAAUGGUAAACCUAGUACUACUGACUCUAAUCCCUCUGUGACCAGUUCAAUUACCUAA
Messenger RNA from Arctia plantaginis, 810 nucleotides. NCBI's taxonomy places the organism in Eukaryota, Metazoa, Arthropoda, Insecta, Lepidoptera, Erebidae. The record is from the annotation of a GenBank genome assembly.